Messenger RNA from Ochlerotatus camptorhynchus, 2640 nucleotides. It is a transcript of the gene Pop1, whose product is annotated as POP1 ribonuclease P/MRP subunit. Gene Ontology annotation, biological process: tRNA 5'-leader removal. Gene Ontology annotation, cellular component: ribonuclease MRP complex; nucleolar ribonuclease P complex. Bases 135 to 2588 code for a protein of 817 amino acids. The record is from RefSeq and is a predicted model, not a curated record. The transcript is spliced from 3 exons. Lineage: Eukaryota; Metazoa; Arthropoda; Insecta; Diptera; Culicidae.
UCAACCCCACGCGGUGGGUUGACUUAUUUUAGAAACAAAACUGCAAUGAAUAUUAAAUAAUAGGCAGUAACGGCUUUGAAUAUUAGAACCUCGAGCAUUAUUGCUACAUUUCAAGAAACAACACAUAACACAAUAUGGCUUCAGGAUCGUUACAAUACGAUGCAGCGGUUGGUGGUCCGGUGAAGCUGCCGGACGAUAUUGAUUCGCUGAAGUUCAAUGAAGAACGAGUCACCGAGUUGAAAUCCUUGCUCCGUAGUGUAGCGAGUACGGAGAACCAGACCAUGCUUAUGCACCAAGCUCUGCCACUUCACAUGCGCCGAAGAGCGAUGAGCUACAACCCUAAGCGACUGCCAAGAAAGUUUCGCGGUAUUCAUUUAGCCCAAUACAGUAAGAGUGGAAUUCCGGAACGGAGAAAACGACCAUCGAGGAAGUAUAGGAGAAAAGCAAGAAAUCUUCUUAAAGAGUACGAAAGACGUAAGCGGUCCAAUGUCUGGUUGGAAACUCAUAUUUGGCAUGCAAAGCGAUUUCACAUGACGGCCAAGUGGGGCUACAAGAUCCCAUACACAGCAACUAAUAAAGGAUACAGAGCAUGCUAUCGAGCAACGGCGAAACACUGCCUUCUACAGGAUAUUUCAUACUACGGAUGCAUCGAAAUUCAAGGUGAUGAGGAUACAUUAAAACUCAAUCUAAAGAGAUUUUGCAGCGAAAAAGUUGGCUUGACGAUAGCGGCCAAAGCCUUUCUAGGUGGCAAAAGAUCCGGGAACGUAUGGAUUUUCGAGAAAGAUAAGUACCCCAAUCAGUGUAUUGGAAAAGUUAGAUUUCUUUGGAAGAGCGAACCAUCGACGGAUGGUAGAAAAACUUUGUGGCUGUUUGCACAUCCCGUAUUCUACUCUAAACUAGUAGAGGAGUUGAUUCUGAUGUUUGAUUUGAAGAAUGCUUAUCGAAACGAUGAACCUAUGAAAGUUGAAAUUACACCUGACUUAGCGAAAAUUACCAAAAAUCAUGGCACCGUGCGAACUCCUAAAUACAGCAAUCAAUCUACAGCGAUAUCAGUCACGGAAUUGAAAGAUACCAUGAACUACUUCCGUCUGACCGGACCAUUGUCCCAUGCCGUUUUGAGCAAGGCUUUAAAACCUUACAGCCAACUUGAUAGUAAAGAACUGAAUAAUUGGUUCUCGAAUUGGAUAGAAAUAGCCGACAAUCAGAAGACACUGAACGAACAAAGUUCAUUCUGGGAGCAAACCAAAAAUCUAACAUCCCCUGGAGAGCUCAGUUCUGGUUUGGUUGUUGGUCUGCUAGUGGAAGACCCUAGACUCAAUCGACCUAAAAAACGUACAAAAGCGCUUCCAACUACCGUUGCAUCUUGCCGUGCAUCACUGGACACCGGUAUCCGUUUGACAUACUCUCCUAUCUGGUCGGAGUCAAUCCGCAACAGGAUAACAGAGGAAAUGCUAUCAACGCAUGAGUUAAACCUUCUCAGAACUAAAGAGAGCUUAGUUCCAGGUGAACGAUGCUCCUCCGAGAAGAGUAUUCAACCGAUUCCGAUACUGCUUAUGCAAAACUCCGGUUCCCAAGAUAGUGAAUUUAAGCAGCUUGGAUAUGGAGCAGGAUGGGAUUUGAUUGCUCCUUCCGGGUACGGUCUAGCUAUAUGGCAAACGUUGAUUUUGUGGGGAGCGAAACCGGCAGGACUCAAAGAGUUUGAUAUGCAAGCUCUUGAAUCUGGGAUCGACACUACUAGAGUUCCGGAUACAAUUUUAGGGCAAAGUGAAGCCACGCUGGAGUACGAACAAUGUUGGAAUAAAUAUUUCGCCAAGCCAAACAAUCGACGUAUAAAUUACAAGAAGUUGGCUAUCGCAUCCCCGUUUCGGUGUCUCUGGGAUCAGUUGGUAUCGGAAUGGGUCCGAGUGGCAGAUUGCAACUUCUAUGUCUUGCGCGAUCAGGAAGUUUUGAGCAAAAUCCAGCUUGCGUUAAAUCGUAUGUUCAAUUUGAAAUCUGCCCAGGUACCACAAUCUUCGCUUAUUCCGGUGUAUUUAAGCAUGAAGACAAGGGGAAAUCCAGGUGACAAUGCUUUAAUCUGUCUACCCCAUCGCUUGGAUUUUAGAAAGAACAAACAGCACAAGCAAGGGAAUGAUUCCAGUCCAGUAUAUACUGAACCGCUUUGUAAAGAUCUGCAGCAAAGAGAGCGACAUCAGCUUCGUCGCCAGCAUUUGCAAGAGUUGAAAAAAUUGCGAAGCAGAAGGAUCCGUAAGAAGAAGGCUCUUCAAAGAAUGACUCCUGGUACUUUGAUACGGAUAGCAAAACCUCAAAACGUUAAACUCAUCAGGGACCAAUUGACUAAGAUGCGGGAACUAUGGCUUCCAGCAAAACCUGAAAGCAUCAGAAAGCAGUGCAGCAGAGAAUGCUUUGGUUACAUAACUCAGUGUCAAUUUAGUCUGUCAGAAGCAAAGGUCGUUGCCUUAGGAUACGUAACGGCGAAGGGGUUGGAGAAGUUAUUUAAGACAUGUUCUAAGGGAACGUUCAAGGUUCUCGUAAGGGGUACUAAGUCACGUUGCUAUCGUUUUGCAACUAUUAAGGUAAGAACUGACUGAUUUUCCAACUGGAACGGUUACUAUUUGAUUAUAUUAUUUUAAUUGAAUUAAA